This is a messenger RNA of Penaeus vannamei (Pacific white shrimp), 2769 nucleotides long. The record is from RefSeq and is a predicted model, not a curated record. NCBI's taxonomy places the organism in Eukaryota, Metazoa, Arthropoda, Malacostraca, Decapoda, Penaeidae.
GUGCAGUUCCAAAUGGAGACUUGGCAGAACCCAGAGAUGAGAGGGAAGGAAGGAGCAGUGACUCAAGAAUGGUAACAUUUAGCGAGAAAGAACCCGAAGUGAUUUACAUGAGUCCAUCUGGUCAUAACGCCAAAAAUUUAAAGAGUAAAAAAAAGGGGAAGAGGGAAGUAUCAAAGCUCAGUGUCCAGCAGGAAGUUCCGGAAGAGAUCAGUCUUGUGGAAGAGAAAAUUGUGUCUUCUCCAGUUUUGUCAUUUACAGAAAGUAAUGCAAGUCAUAGGAGAACAAAUUCUGGCAACAAGGCAGAAAAUUCACUUGAUAGAACGGAGAUAAUCACUUCAAGAGUGCAGGUCAUCACGUUAGAUCAAGGUAGAGAGGACAGCAAUGAUAAUGGCCAAAACAGUAUACAAGUCAAGAACAAACCAAAUAUUACUGAUCAACUCAGAAAUGUGAAUGACUAUUCUUUUUCAAACUUAGAGGAAAUCUUUGAUGACAGUAAAGAAGGAGGCAGAUAUUUUCCAUCUGUCACCACAGGUAUGAUAGAUAGUAGAGUUGCUCACUCCAUUCCACAUGAAGGUCCUAUAAUAGCCCAGACUGAUAUUAAUCCCUGUAUGAAAAUAUCAUGCACAAAAUCAGAUUUGGGUGUGCAUGAAAACACAGACAUGUUGCUCAAACACAAAAUUAUUUCAAAACGCCCCAAUUUUGCGGCAGGGGAUGAGUCGCAAGAUCUCUUUGCAACCCAAAACAUCUGUUCAUCCAUGAAGGAGAAUAUUGAUAUCAGGAGAAGAUGUAAACCUAAUGCCAAGGAUGCAAUACGUAGACUGACACCGGAGAAUUGGCUGGGGAAAUCAGAACACAGCAGUAUUGUUUCUGACAAGAAGACAGGACACUUUUUGGAGAAUGACACUGCAUCAGACAAAAUUAAUGAAACUAAGACAGCCAAAUGUGAACCAAAAUUUGUCAUAGAUAAACUUGAAAUGACUGUACAAAGUGAAUUAAAUUCUGUCUCAGAUACAGCAAAGACCAAUGGAAUGGAUGUAGCAGUAGAUAAUCCUGUGCUUGAAGAGAAAAAGGUCGGAGAACCUAGUAAUAUUACUGAAAUGUUUGAGACAUCAUGUGAAGAUUUGAAGAGGAAAUGAUGGUUGCUGCUAUGAGUGCUGAGGAAACAGUCAUGAAUGCAAAUGAAAAGUAUUCAGGAAGUAAACCAGGUUAUGAUAGUGCCAAAAGUCGUGAUAUAAGCCCAGUAGAACUAAAAGUAGAAUUUGAGGAUACAGUUCGUUUUGUGGGUGAAGGUGCAGAACUUCUUCAUACUGAAAGGAAGGAUGAUCUCCUGCCUGAAUCACAAGAGUAUGCCAGAGACUUUCGAGGUCCUCCAGGUGAUGGGAAAAUAAAUUACCAAACUCUAAGCUCAAGGGAGAAGUUUGGCAAGAUACUAACUACGUCAGUCGCAGCCACAAAGGAGAGAGGCAAGGAAAUUGUGCGUGUUUUGCUUGUCCAUGAGUUCGGCUUCACGCAUUGGAGGAUGAGUGACAAGGAAGGAGAUGCAGACGACCUCAAUCAAAAUUUUGACCAAAAUGUGUCUUGGCAUGAGUGGAGCUUGAUUGAUGAAGUUGACUAUUCUGUUGGAUCUGUCUCUGAAAUGAGAAAUAUUGCAGCAGUAGGAUUCCCAUCAGAUGACGAGGCCAGGUACCUUGUGAUAUUAGAAAAGUUUCUAGAAAAGGAAGUAGUCAUGAUAUAUGUUCAGUUAACACCAAGCAGAACAGUGGAAACAACUGUUGUUCCUGUACAGUGUGCAAUGUAUGAGAAGUUGCUAUGCUGUUCACUUGGAGAGUGGAGCAUUAUCUUACAUUGGAGGCCAGAAGAAGCUAGCAGAGACGGGUCACUGAUGAUAACAGACUUUGAUCUUGCUUAUUCCAAACGCAGCAAGAAGUGGCUUCUGCAGUGUCAGUCGAAUGUAGUGGAUCCACAGUGGGAUGAAUCUCUUGUGAGUCUGGUACCACUGAAUGGCGUAGGUUCAGAGGGCAUUGUUCUGUGUACAACUUCAACUGUCAUGUAUGUGUAUGAUGCAUUGCAAGAUGUGAUCAUUACGCAGAUUCCGUGGCAUGUGUCAGUGGUGUGUUGGGCAGUUAGCAUAAAGGAAUAUUUAUUCAUUACUUCCAUCACAGCAGAAGAGGCUCAGAUAUCUGCAGUUAAUCCAAUAAGUGGAGAGAAGGAAAUAUUCUGCAGUUGUUCUAUAGAUGAGAUUGCAAGUCGGAUUAAGAGCAGUGAAGUUGGAAAAGCAAGGGAAGCGAGGUUAAGUGGGACAUAUUACUUGCAGGGACUUGUACUUGCUUACAGUAACGGAACUGUAGCCCGUAUUCCUUUGACAGCAUAGCGAUUUGUUCGUAACUGUGAUAUUGUAUUAUGUUACUUCAAUUACUUUUCUAUUAUUUUCAUGAGCAGUUUUUUUUUUUCUUUCAUUUUCUGUUAGCCCUUGUUUUUCUUUCCUUCUUUCUUUCUUUUUAGAGUGUUUAUAUCUACUGUUGUUUGAUUGAUGUGUGGUGUGAACAUCAAAUGUUAUGUAAGAUGUAAUGCUAUCUGCAUGAUGUUUUGUGUAUGGAGGCUUUUUUUAAUAUGUGUAAAGAAUGAUGUGUGAUCAAAGAAGCUGUUAUGACUGUAUAUAAAGAUGUACUUUUAUUGUUGCAUAUCCAUUUGUGUAAAGCUUAAAGAAUUUACUUGUCUAUUUCUAGAAGAGAAAUAUUUUAUAUUUUUGAAUAUAAAUUUAGGAUGUAU